Molecule: messenger RNA, 2580 nt
Organism: Cordyceps fumosorosea ARSEF 2679
Lineage: Eukaryota; Fungi; Ascomycota; Sordariomycetes; Hypocreales; Cordycipitaceae
Product: oligopeptidase family protein
Exons: 5
Coding region: 1-2580 (859 amino acids)
Biological process (GO): proteolysis
Molecular function (GO): serine-type endopeptidase activity
Source: RefSeq, a predicted model, not a curated record
AUGGCCAAUCAAAGAGACUUUGAGACACGACUUAAUAGUUACUGGGCUGAUCAUGCGGCGAAUCCGUUUCUGCCCAUCUUGGAUGACAAAGUCGACAAUAACGAUGUCGACUAUAACCAAGUUGACAACCAAGUCAACUAUCACCAAGUUGACAACCAAGUCAACUAUAACCAAGUCAACUAUAACCAAGUUGGCAACGAAUCCGGCCAUCAAGAAGCCGGCUUUAACGAAAUCGACUACAACGAAGCCGCUACCCCCGGUCCCAUCCUAGUCCCCGUCACCGCCGAGUCGCUCAUUGAGCACCCCAAGACAAGCUCCGUGGUGCCGAGCGACUGCGGCAAAUGGGGCUUGUUCACAGUCUCUACGCACCAGAUUGGCACAGGCACCACGAAGGAAAUCUGUGUGAUCUGUUUCAGGACACAAAUGAGCUUUCUGAUCACAGACGACCCGGCUGCGCACGAUGCUUGCUGGAUCCCUGGCAGUCUCGACGUCCUGUACCUCAGGUCGAAGGACGUGGGCCGGACUGAAGUGUGGAUUGGCUAUGCCGGAAUCACCGACCACGAAAAGGUUGCCGAGUACGCGACGGAAUUGAGCAGCCUCCAGCUGAAGCAGCUGCAGGACGGAACCAUCGUCUUCAUGGCCGCCGGCCUGGCUGAUCCCGAUGGCUCCCUAUACUGCAAAGACCACGCUCGCUGCCUCGUCAUCAGGCACGUUUGUCUAUAUUGUGCCCCAGGGGUGCGACGCAGUCUCUUUUAUAAUGUUCUUCGUCGGGUUGUUGUUGUUGAAGAUGAUACGGACUGCGAAGACAAUACAGAAAACAAAGACGAUAAAGACGGCGAGGGCUACAGACUAUACGAGCGAUACAAAAUCUCGCACGUCCUCCACGACCUCAUCCCCUCGAGCAACCUCGAGGCUCCAUCCGGCUUGUGCCAGACCGGCUUCACCUCGCUGGUCGACAACUUCGCCAUCGGCCCCCGCGGCGUCGCUCUGAUCGCGCGUGACCUGGGUCCCCCGGGGUCGCGCCCGCAUGACAUCUCGCACCCGUACUUCGUCCCCAUCUAUUCGUACGAGGAAGCGCCCUGGUCGAAGCCUCGUCCGGUGCAGUUGUGGACCGUGGACGGCACCGGCCGCGGCCGCGCCUCGUGCAUCCGGCAGUCGCCCGACGGCUCGGUUCUCGCCUUCCUCUUCGCCCAGGGCACGGGGGCGGACUUUGAGGGUCGCUGCAUCUUCAUCGCCAAGGCUGACGAGCACCUACGGGCUGGCCCGCUGCCCAACUGGGGCCUGGUGGAGGAGGAGCUGCAGCUGCCGGUGCGGCUUGGGGGAGGCGAGCCGCCGCUGCGGUUCGACUUUGCCGGCAGGGCCGACAGGCUCGUCUACCUGAGCCAGCGCCUCGGCAGGGUCGGGCUUUUCCGCGUGAAACUGAAAAAGUACGGGUGCCGCGAGCUCGGCGCCGGGGAGGGCACGGUCACGGCGUACCGCCCGCUCGUGGCCGGCGACUGGCGGCGGCUGCUCAUCUCGCGCAGCAGCUGGACGGACAGCUACGUCUGGGAGGUUGUCGACAAGUGGAACCAAGAGGUGGUGAGGAUCCCGUCGUGGAACUGGUACGCGUUUGACGUGCAGCACGAGAGGAUCACCGUGAAGCAGUUCCAUUCCGCGUCCGAAAGGCUCCUGGACGCGUUCGUUAUGUACUCGGAAAGAUACGUUAAUGGGGGGGCCCAGAGGAAGCAUCCCUGGAUCGUGGCGCUACACGGCAUUCGGGUAGGAUCCUGGACGGACAGCUGGAAGCAGCAGUUCAACCCCAUCGCCUGGGCGCAGAGGGGAUACUUCGUCGUGUUGCCGAAUGUAUCCGGCAGCACGGGAUAUGGCAGCGACUUUCACAGGGGUGCUAGUCAAGCAUGCGGACAGCGUCCGGUACACGACCUCAUUGAGGUCAUCGACGAGCUGGUGAACUCCUCAUAUAUUGACCCUCGAAAGGGCAUCCUGUACGCUGCAGCCCAUGCCGCGGACCUGGCUUAUUACCUAGGCAUGCACGAAAUCAUCAACCAUUUCUGUGGCGUCAUCUUGCGCGAUCCCAUAUUUCCACGCCCCGCCUGGGCAGCGUCGCCCGUCCGGGAGCGCCUCCCCUGGGACUUUGACUCCCGGAUCGAGGAUCCUGCCGAGGAGUUCGCCCGGUACCCGAAGAGCGAUCCGAAACUGCUAUCCCAGCCGCCGCUGGCUCUCCUAACCAUUGGGCAGCACCACUCUCAAGAGCCGUCCACCGAGUGGGCGCUACUCAAGUGCCGGUCGCUACGACCCCAACCCCAACACUCGCCUCGGCCGCUGAUUGAGGGCCUGGAGGCGGCUGACUGGAGCGAGCGCGAUCUGGAGUGGUACAGACUCGCGUUUCAGUGGGCGGACGAACUGACGAAUCGAUCGCUCCUAGACGGUAGAUGCCAUCCCGAGGUCACCGGCGGCAGCGGCGGCAUCGGCAUGGCCAUCGCCAAGUACUUCAACUCGGAUGGCAAGACGGUCCUCCUCGCCGGCUGCACCGAGUCCAACCUCGCCGCCUCCGCCAAGGAAGUCGGCGCCGCGGGCUACUAG